CUCUUCCUUGUGGCGUGUUUUGGUCCGAUCUCACAUUUUGACAUUUGGUUGAUUAUAAACUUGUCUAUGUCUUUAAUUAACAAAUAAAAGUAACAAAUUAUAUAAAAAUAGUUAAUUUUCAAGCCUUGCCCCGUUCAGUGUAAGAACUAAUUCUUUAUGCAAGUUUAGAUUUGUUUACGUCCAUAACCUGACAGGAUGGUCUCCAAGAAAAAGAGACCUAAUACUCCUGUGGUCGAGGUCGAAAGUACUGCCCAACCAAGUUCUACAGUAUCUGAGACACAAAGCCCAUCCCCAGCUGCUGUUGAUGUGGUAGAAGAAAAUCGCGAUGAGAAGAAAUUAUCCUUCAAGGACCCUGCCUUUCAGAGAGGCAACAAGAGCAGCAACAAGAAGAAAGGUGGCCGUUCUUUAAAACAGAUUUUGGCUCAGGAGCGAACACUACCAUGGGCUUCCUCUUGUGUUUUAUACAGCUCUAUAAAUGCUCCUCCAUCUUUCAAACCUUCUAAAAAAUAUUCUGACAUAUCUGGUUUACCUGCUAAUUACACUGAUCCACAAACUAAGCUGUUUUAUGCAACAACAGAGGAAUUUAGCACUAUCAGAAGGCUUCCCAGUGACAUUGUUGCUGGUUAUUUGGCUCUAAGAAGAGCAAACAAUCUAAUCAGCUGACGGAAAAGCAGCUCCCAGUAAUUACCAAUUGAUUUCUAAUUUAUUUUAAUGUAUUGGAUUAAUGGUGUUAAAGAAGAAAGCAAAUUAUGUAUCUUUGAACUGAUGUCCUUUUAUUGUAACUAUUUUUAAAAUUAUGAAUUAUGUCAAAGCAAA
Messenger RNA from Frankliniella occidentalis (western flower thrips), 816 nucleotides. RefSeq names its product INO80 complex subunit C. The record is from RefSeq and is a predicted model, not a curated record. Gene Ontology annotation, biological process: chromatin remodeling. Bases 196 to 663 code for a protein of 155 amino acids. The transcript is spliced from 5 exons. NCBI's taxonomy places the organism in Eukaryota, Metazoa, Arthropoda, Insecta, Thysanoptera, Thripidae. Gene Ontology annotation, cellular component: Ino80 complex.